This is a messenger RNA of Armigeres subalbatus, 1382 nucleotides long. RefSeq lists its product as uncharacterized. The transcript has 2 exons. The coding region runs from base 164 to 1348 and encodes 394 amino acids. The record is from RefSeq and is a predicted model, not a curated record. Lineage: Eukaryota; Metazoa; Arthropoda; Insecta; Diptera; Culicidae.
GAUCGUAUCGCAACUUCUGUCAUAUUUAUAACUUUGUGUAAAAUUAUAGAAGCAAAAGUUUAGCCGCGAUUAAUAUUUUCAAACUGAAUGCCAAAUAAUUGAACUUGAAUUAAAUUGUAGCGACAUUGUUAGCAUAUAAACUUGCUGGAUUUCAGCACGCGCAAUGAAUGAAUCCGAAGAAAAUGAUCAUAUAUACGGAAUGAAGGUGGAAAAACUGAUCCCCGAAACCAUAUUUAGUGACACUCCCCUUCCUGACGAAGUACCUAAUGAAGCUCCACCGGAGCCGAUCGAAGUUGAGCCCCGUAGUUUCACGAUAGAAUUUGCUAUUUGCAAACUGUUGUUCCACGGUCAAAAGCGCGAGAGCCCUUCGGAGCAUGUCAUUAUUCAUUCGACUUCCGUCGAGGAGUUUACUGACGAGGUUUUCAAAGUCGUGCAGCCGUUUAUGAAGCGAGGUAUUCACUUUCCAGAGCCAGACAAUCCGUGCUGGUUUGAGAAUGAAGUGCCCAUCAAGGAACAUCUGUCUGUAUAUAUUCAAUUUAAGGACACCAUCCAGAAGCGGACCUGGCGCUUAGAACAAGUUGACGAAUAUAUCCUGAUGAGGUGGGCCACGCGAGUUAUCUACCUGCAAGUGUAUGCCCACACUACUAAUAUUCAUUCCCGAGCCAUGUGGGAAAACGUCCUACAGGAGCUUUUUGGUUUAUCGUCGGAUGCAAAGAAACCUGCCGUCCCUAAGGAAGUCCAGGAGGAACAGCGGUUACAAUACAUCAUAAAAAAGCUCCAGAAACUCCACCAAGCGUACCUGGUUCCUAGGACGGACGAUGCAUUCAAGUUGUGGGCUCGACUGAUUUUGCAGCAACCGUCUAAAAAGGAGCGUGAUUAUUGGUACGAUAAACCACCAAAACAGCUGCUGGAGAACUUCGUAGUAAUUGAGAAGGAAACUACUCGAAAGCGGACCAAUCCAUCGGUAUCUGCCCAACGGGCUCAGACGGCGGAUGGAUUCGGCUUCGAGGAUGAAGUUUUAGCACUUAGACACACGGUGACGCAGAUCAGGGAUUUGGUCGAAAUGUUAGAUAAGAGGGUGGCAUUGUUGGAAGAGAAAUGUCGUGGCUUCAAACAGACAGCAGAGGGAGAGCCAGUCAAGAAGGGCAGAUACGACACGGACGAUGAGAACAUUGAGGACGAGGAUAGGGAUGGUUCCAUAAUAGGAGAGGAGAUUGACGAGUUUCCGAUUGAUAUAUCCCCGGUGGUCAAAGUCGAAGGCAACCGGGGGAAUCCAGAUCCGUUAAUAUUCAACGAUAUGAUCGAAUUUGUGAAAGAGGAGAACGAUGAAAUUGAGUCUGACGGUUAGGUUUAAACGACAAUAAAAAAAUGCCAUGAAAAAA